GGGAAGGCCAAUUUGAUCGAGGAUUGGAGAGGAGGGAGAGGUGGAAUAAAAAGCUCGGGAUGGAUUUUGGAGUCUUUGUGCGAGCCGUAUGCGGUGAGAGUCGCACGUACGGUAAGGAGGGGGGUUCGCGUCUAUACGUGUAGUGUGGUGGUUGGGCCUACCCACCCUAUUUGUUCCAUGAUCUAUGGGUCUACUGGAGCUACCCACUUCGAUCAAUUAGCCAAGAUUUUGACCGGAUACGAAAUCACUGGUGCUCGAUCUAGUGGUAUUUUUAUGGGGAUUCUUUUUAUCGCUGUAGGAUUCCUAUUCAAGAUUACUGCAGUUCCUUUUCAUAUGUGGGCACCUGAUAUCUAUGAGGGUUCACCCACCCCGGUGACAGCAUUCCUUUCUAUUGCGCCUAAAAUCUCUAUUUCUGCAAAUAUGUCACGUGUUUCUAUUGUUGCUUCCUAUGGGGGUACAAUUCAACAAAUCUUCUUUUUCUGCAGCAUUGCUUCUAUGAUCUUAGGAGCACUGGCCGCCAUGGCCCAAACGAAAGUCAAAAGACCUCUAGCUCAUAGUUCGAUUGGACAUGUAGGUUAUAUUCGUACUGGUUUCUCAUGUGGAACCAUAGAAGGAAUUCAAUCACUACUAAUUGGUAUAUUUAUUUAUGCAUCAAUGACGAUAGAUGCAUUCGCCAUAGUUCCAGCAUUACGGCAAACCCGUGUCAAAUAUAUAGCGGAUUUGGGCGCUCUAGCCAAAGCAAAUCCUAUUUCGGCUAUGACCAUCCCCAUUACAAUGUUCUCAUACGCAGGAAUACCCCCGUUAGCCAGCUUUUGUAGCAAAUUCUAUUUGUUCUUCGCCGCUUUGGGUUGUGGGGCUUACUUCCUAGCCCCAGUGGGAGUAGUGACUAGCAUUAUAGGUCGUUGGGCGGCCGGAAGGUUGCCAUGAGUAAGGUUGGGAGAC
Molecule: messenger RNA, 942 nt
Organism: Triticum aestivum (bread wheat)
Lineage: Eukaryota; Viridiplantae; Streptophyta; Magnoliopsida; Poales; Poaceae
Product: NADH-ubiquinone oxidoreductase chain 2
Exons: 2
Coding region: 178-927 (249 amino acids)
Source: RefSeq, a predicted model, not a curated record